Molecule: messenger RNA, 1896 nt
Organism: Gallus gallus (chicken)
Lineage: Eukaryota; Metazoa; Chordata; Aves; Galliformes; Phasianidae
Gene: NODAL
Product: nodal growth differentiation factor
Exons: 2
Coding region: 420-1253 (277 amino acids)
Biological process (GO): BMP signaling pathway; SMAD protein signal transduction
Cellular component (GO): extracellular region
Molecular function (GO): type I activin receptor binding; cytokine activity; growth factor activity
Source: RefSeq, a predicted model, not a curated record
GCACCGCUCCGCGCCGCCGCCGCCACCGCGCUCAGCAUCGCCCCGCACGGUGAGUGGGACCGGGACCGGCGCUGUCCCUGCACGUCCCUCUGCACUGGGACAGCGCCGUGCCCAUACACCCCUGUCCCGGGACUGGCAUCGCUCCCGAUGUCCCAUCCCUGAGCAUCUCUGUCCUCCAGCUCCCCUACCCCGGGAUCAGCACUAUCCGUGAGCAUCCCCAUUCCUGAGCAUCCCUGUCCCGGGACCGGCACUGUCCCUGCACAUCCCUCUCCACGGGGACAGCACCGUCCCCAUGCAUCCCUGUCUCAGGACAGGCACUGACCCCGAGCAUCCCCAUCCCAACCCCAUGGGUGCUCACCGUCCCCACUUGCCUUCCAGGCUCCCUGCAGAAUGGCUCCCGCUGGGCACUCUCCUUUGACAUGACGUCCCUGUCUGGAAGCCAGGAGGUGAGCCUGGCUGAGCUUCGCAUCCGCCCGCACGCUCUGUCCUUUUCCCUGUCCCACAACGUCACCGUGGACAUCUACCACAGCCCGCGGCCGCCGUGCCGGGGCACCAAAGACCUCUUCCUGGGCACCGUGGCUGGUGGCCCCUCAUCCCACCAGGCCGGCUGGGCAGUGUUCAACAUCACCAGCACGCUCAGAGCAUGGCUGCACCAGGACGCAGCUCCUGAUCCUGCAGCCGCCCUGGUCACUGUCCCACCGGACCCCCAGGAGACAGCAGUGCCCCAGGAGCUGGCAGACAGCGUCCUGCUGCUCGUCUUCUCCAAGGACAAAGCACCCGGACAGCACAGCCUCCUCAGGGCAGUGGAGAGCUCCAAGCACGUCAUGCGUGAUGGCGGUCCCAGGGAUGUCGGCACCCGCCGGCACCGCCGCACCAGGAAGGAGAGGCAGAGGCUCAGGGUGAGCGAUGCUCCCGCUGCCAGCCCGGUGGACGAGGCCAGGUCCCUGUGCAGGAGGGUGGACAUGAUGGUGGACUUUGAGCAGACGGGCUGGGGCAGCUGGAUUGUCUACCCCAAGAAGUACAACGCCUACCGCUGCGAGGGGCUGUGCCCAUCACCUGUAGAUGAGAGCUUCAAGCCCACCAAUCACGCGUACAUGCAGAGCCUGCUGCAGCUCUACAAGCCCAGCCAGGUGCCGUGCCCUGCCUGCUCGCCCAUCAGGAUGAGUCCCCUCUCCAUGCUGUACUAUGAGAAGGGUGAGAUCGUCGUCCGCCACCACGAGGAUAUGAUCAUCGAGGAGUGCGGCUGCAACUGAGGGGGCUCUGUACCCCCUGCACUGAGCCCACAGCUCCUUUGCAUCCCACGUGCCUGCAGGUCUGGCUGUGCUGGGACAGGAGUGGGGAUGCAGCAGGGAAUGUCCCCUGCGGUGGCAGUGCUGCAGGGCACAGACAGACCCAGGUGACGCAUGGGGAGGUCACUGGGCACUGCUCUGUAGGAGAAGCCUGAGCUCCCCGAGCUCCCUCCUGUCUGGCUAACGCUGUGCAGGGCUCUGUGUGCUGCACACCAUGAGCACCUCCUGGUGCUGGAGGAUCUCUGAGGGACACCUGCAGCACCAAUAUCCAUCCGCUCUCAGCAUCCAAAGAACUGAGAUUUGCAGCAUUCUUUGGGACUUUGGGCAUUUUCUUUGAUGUUUUCUAUUGUACUUCAAAUAAAAUUCUAUCAGAUUUGUAUUAAAAGUUUCCAGUAAAAGCCCAGGUGAGCUGGAAGCAGCAUAUCCGAGCCCCCCCCCCCCCCCCCCCCCCCCCCCCCGCCCUCCUGCCUGUCCCAGGGCUCCAUCCAUUGCUGCUCCCAUCUGCACUGGGCUCACACUUUCCCAGCCCCUCGCUGGAUCGGGUGGUGAGAGAAAGGGCUCUGUUUGUACAAUCCCUCAAUAAAUUAUGUAUUUAAGCAAUACCCGC